Molecule: messenger RNA, 943 nt
Organism: Meriones unguiculatus (Mongolian gerbil)
Lineage: Eukaryota; Metazoa; Chordata; Mammalia; Rodentia; Muridae
Product: olfactory receptor 4P4-like
Exons: 1
Coding region: 1-930 (309 amino acids)
Biological process (GO): G protein-coupled receptor signaling pathway
Cellular component (GO): membrane
Molecular function (GO): olfactory receptor activity; G protein-coupled receptor activity
Source: RefSeq, a predicted model, not a curated record
AUGGAAAAUCAUAAAAAUGUCACAGAGUUUGUUUUUAUGGGCCUUUGGGAAAAUAGACAAAUAGAACUGCUGUUCUUUCUGCUGUUUCUGCUUUGUUAUCUGGCUGUCUUAAUGGGGAACUCUGUCAUUCUAAUCACCGUCACAUGCAGCCACUUGAUAGAACAACCAAUGUAUUACUUUCUAUGCCACCUCUCUUUCAUGGACCUCUGCUACACUUCUACUGUGGUUCCCAGGCUCAUCAGGGACUUGGCUGCAGCAAGAAAAAACAUUUCCUAUAAUGAAUGCAUGACCCAGCUCUUUACUGCCCAUUUGCUGGCAGGUGUGGAAAUCUUCAUCUUGGUGUCUAUGGCCUUGGACCGCUAUGUUGCCAUUGUCAGACCCCUGCACUACAUGGUUAUCAUGAACAGGAGGAGAUGUGAUAUGCUAAUUUUCACCGCCUGGGCAGUGGGAUUCUGGCAUUCUAUUGCUUUACUGCUCAUGGUGCUCAGUCUGCCUUUCUGUGGUCCCAACCACAUCAAUCACUACUUGUGUGAUAUAAAACCUCUUUUGAAGCUGGUCUGUAAAGAUAUUCGUGUUGUUAGUAUCUUAGUAAUUGCCAACUCUGGGAUGGUGGUUGUUGCCAUUUUUCUUGUACUAGUUGCUUCUUACAUACUCAUUUUGUAUCAUUUGAGGACAAAAUCAUCAGAGGGGCGACGGAAAGCUCUCUCAACCUGUAGUUCUCACAUAAUGGUUGUAGUUUUAUUUUUUGUGCCCUGUAUUUAUACCUAUGUUUUACCUGCAGGAAGUGAGAAUAAGGAUAAAGAAAUUUCUGUGUUUUAUACUGUGCUUGCUCCCAUGCUGAAUCCCCUCAUCUACACCCUGAGAAACAGUGAGAUGAAAAGCGCCAUGCACAAGGUAUGGUCUCGGAUGUCACAUUCAGAGUUAAGAUAACUGAAGCAAUCUU